AUGGCUCCUCCACGGACAUCUCGUGGCAAAGGCCCCAAGCAAAAACAUGACUCUGGCAGAACUUUGAAACGCAAGCGCGGCGAGGACGAGCUAUCCACGCUCACCCAAAAAGUCGAGGAUCUCGAUCUCAAGACCGCCGUCAAAAACUUCUCCGAUCUGCCUCUCUCCGAUCCCACCGCGCGCGGCCUGGCUGCUUCACACUACAAGACCCUGACCGAUAUUCAGUCUCGUGCGAUCAGUCAUGCCCUCAAGGGUCGCGAUAUUCUCGGCGCCGCGAAGACUGGUAGCGGCAAGACCCUGGCGUUCUUGGUCCCGGUGCUAGAGAAUCUCUACCGCAAGCAAUGGACUGAAUACGAUGGCCUGGGUGCGCUCAUCCUUGCCCCGACCCGUGAACUCGCCAUCCAGAUCUUCGAAGUGCUCCGCAAGGUGGGCCGGUAUCACGCCUUCUCCGCCGGACUGGUCAUUGGUGGUAAAAGCUUGCGCGAGGAACAAGAACGAUUGGGACGGAUGAAUAUUCUGGUCUGCACACCUGGACGUAUGCUGCAGCAUUUGGACCAGACCGCUAUGUUGGAGACGAACAACCUGCAGCUCUUGGUGAUGGACGAGGCGGACCGGAUUCUGGACAUGGGUUUCCAAAAGACAGUCGACGCUAUUGUCGACCAUCUUCCCAAGGAGCGCCAAACUAUGCUCUUCAGUGCGACGCAGACAAAGAAGGUUGGAGAUUUGGCUCGUUUGAGCCUACAGGACCCCGAGUACGUUGCAGUUCACGAAACCGCCGCCGCCGCGACCCCCUCUACCCUCCAGCAACACUAUACCAUCACCCCCCUGGCGACGAAACUCGAUGUCUUGUGGAGCUUUAUCCGCAGCAACUUGAAGUCCAAGACGGUGGUGUUCCUCUCUUCUGGAAAACAAGUUCGAUUUGUGUACGAGUCUUUCCGACACCUCCAACCCGGUAUCCCGUUGAUGCACCUGCACGGCAAGCAAAAGCAGGGUGGCCGACUUGACAUUACCACGAAAUUCUCCCAAUCUCAGCAUGCAGUUCUUUUCGCCACGGAUGUUGCGGCCCGUGGUCUCGAUUUCCCUGCGGUCGACUGGGUCAUCCAAGUGGACUGCCCCGAAGACAGCGACACCUACAUCCACCGAGUCGGAAGAACGGCCCGUUACGAACGAGUUGGUCGUGCCGUGCUUUUCUUGGAUCCUAGCGAGGAGAAGGGCAUGCUUAAGCGGCUCGAGCAAAAGAAGGUCCCCAUUGAGAAAAUCAACAUCAAGGCCAACAAGCAGCAGAGCAUCAAGAAUCAACUGCAAAAUAUGUGUUUCAAGGACCCUGAGCUGAAGUAUCUGGGCCAGAAGGCCUUCAUCUCUUACGUCAAGUCUAUUUACGUGCAAAAGGAUAAGGAAACCUUCAACUUGAAGGAGUUGAAGCUGGAGGAAUAUGCGUCUAGUCUGGGUCUUCCCGGUGCUCCUCGCAUCAAGUUCAUCAAGGGAGACGAUACAAAGGAGCGGAAGAAUGCCUCCUGGAAGAUGGCCCACCUGACUGACUCCGAGGACGAAUCGGGCGAAGAGGGUGCGGUCAAGAAGGAUAAGAAGGACGAGAAGGAAGUGCGCACACGCUACGAUCGCAUGUUCGAGCGACGAAACCAGGACGUGUUGGCUGGCCAUUACUCUAAACUUAUCAAUGACGAUGGUACGAUGAUUGAUACCGGUGCUGGUGCGGCUACUAGCCAAGAUGCCGACGAGGACGUCGAUUUCUUGUCCGUCAAGCGCGUCUUUGCUGCCGGUGACGACAACCUUGGCAAGGUCGAUUCCGAUGAUUCCGAUGAUUCAAGUGACGACGAGAAGGAGACCAAGGUGGUGCAGCUGGAUGGCAAGAGCGAGCUUAUCAUCGACUCCAAGCGCCGCGAGAAGCUGCUCAAGUCGAAGAAGAAGCUCCUCAAGUUCAAGGGCAAGGGUACCCGACUUGUCUACGACGAGGAGGGUAAUGCCCACGAGGUAUACGAGAUGGAGGACGAGGAGACAUUCAAGGCCCGUGGCGACGCCGAUACCCAGCGCGAGCGCUUCCUGGCCGAGGAGACCGAGCGCACUCGUCGCGCCGAUCUCGAGGACAAGGAGGUCGCACGCGACAAGCGUCGCGAGAAGAAGGAGAAGCGGAAGGCUCGCGAGCGUGCCCUUGCCGCGGAGGAGGUAGAGGACGACGACGAGGGUGGUGUUGCUCAUGGAUUGCCUUUUGUGCCUUUCGAGAUUCCGGGGUCAGACUCUGGAUCCGAGGCAGAGGAGAAAGAGGCAUCCCGACCCAGCAAGAAGCAGCGCGUUUCCUUUGCCCAGCCCGACUCCGACAGCGAGGACGACUCUCGCCAGAAGCGUACAAAGGGUACGAAGGCUGCUGCUGCCCAGCCCCAGAUCGAAACUUUGGCAGAUCUGGAGGCGUUGGCCAGUGGAUUGCUGGGUUGA
Molecule: messenger RNA, 2448 nt
Organism: Penicillium cataractarum
Lineage: Eukaryota; Fungi; Ascomycota; Eurotiomycetes; Eurotiales; Aspergillaceae
Gene: dbp4
Product: RNA-dependent ATPase HCA4
Exons: 1
Coding region: 1-2448 (815 amino acids)
Biological process (GO): rRNA processing
Cellular component (GO): nucleus
Molecular function (GO): RNA helicase activity; ATP binding; nucleic acid binding
Source: RefSeq, a predicted model, not a curated record